CAGGCGCAGACCAGGAAUGCUUUGUGAUUGGUGGGGAUGCUCUAUAGCUGCCGGGCCCCAGCGACAAAUGGGAGCAGAGGAGGCGGGGCUGAGGUGUGUGUACAGUUGCAGUUAUCAUGGAUCCUGAGAUAUCUAUCUUGUACUGCAGCCCCUCCCCUCAGGGGAUCCCCCAACGUAAAGUGCACGUCCAGCUUUCCCCACUUUACCAGCGGCGACGACUUCCACCUCCACUGGAAGAGCAGAUUCUGGUAGAUUGGGAAGAACGCCAGCGCAAACAGCCAUGGGUGUUUAAUGGAGCAAAAUUUAGGCUUCAUUCUGUCCAGCCUGAAGAAAAUCCAAAAACGGAAGGACAAGAAAAGACGACGGUGAAGAAUAAAGCGACCCUAAAAGUUGAAAGUAGAACAGAAGAGAAUGAGGGACAGAAAUGUGAAGAAAGUGACCUUAAGAUGAGUGAAGGGGGAGGUCUUACGCUACACCUGGCACUCACAUGUUACAGAGACUUCUUGGGUACCAACUGGUCAGGUGAUGCAAGCGCCUUACAGGAACGAGGAGGACGGGAGUACGGGGACACUGAAGCCUAUCUGGCACAGCCGCUUGGCGUAGGAGCUGCUCUACAGUGUAAAGAUGAUCGCUUUGUUCUAUUGAGGAGGAGCUUCAGGGUAGGAGAAGCACCUGGUCAGCUGGAUGUACCAGGAGGACACCCUGAGCCCAAGGCUGUUGCUCCCAAUGUUCCCGAGGAAGAACUGAGCUUGGAGGUUUUGGAGCCAGAACUGGUCAUCAGAGAGCUUUUCUCAUCUAUCCUGGCUGAAAUACGGGAUGAGGUUAAUUUACCUUUGUCUACAUUAAGUGAACCUCUUCUGCUUGGCAUUGCCCGUAACCAUACAAGUGCAGGGCGCCCAAGUGCAGAAUUCUACGUAAGGUGCAGUCUGACCUCAGAAGAAGUGAAGGAUAAGUACUUGGAGGGAGGACCAGAGGCACAGGAAUCUACAGAUAUUCUUUUUCUAGACAGAGAGGAUCUGCUCGCCAUCGAAAGCUCCGAAAUGUGGAAGGAGCUGUGUCCCUCAGCGAAGGGUUGUAUGAAACUUUAUCUCUUAGUACGAGAACAACAAUCCUAGGAUGAGCUAGAGACAACUCAAAUACCAUGGUCUGAAGUAGAGAAGAUCUAUUCAUUUUAUCCAACAACUUUUAUAGUAAUUUAUAAAGCCGAACAUUCGUCAUGAUCAAGGACCCUGUAAAUAAAACAUGAACGUUUGUGUAGCUUUUACAUAGGAUUUUUUUUUUUUUUUAAAUAAAGAGAUCACUGCCUGUUUUAGGGAAUGUGAGGGGAUCAUAUAAAAUCGGCUCUUUUAAAUUGUGACGGUUUCAUACUAUUGUUUUUUUCCGGUUCUUGUGUUUUAAAAUGAAGUAAGUAAGGUAAGUUGACAUUUCAUUUGCCAAAACAUUGUGUGUAAUAAACCCUUUUAUUGGCAUUUUUUAAAUAAAAUACUGCUUUCAUUAUUUUAAA
This is a messenger RNA of Rana temporaria (common frog), 1504 nucleotides long. It is a transcript of the gene NUDT22, whose product is annotated as nudix hydrolase 22. The record is from RefSeq and is a predicted model, not a curated record. The transcript is spliced from 6 exons. NCBI's taxonomy places the organism in Eukaryota, Metazoa, Chordata, Amphibia, Anura, Ranidae. The coding region runs from base 117 to 1115 and encodes 332 amino acids. Gene Ontology annotation, molecular function: GDP-mannose hydrolase activity.